CAACCUAAAAUGGCAUCCCGAUUCAUUGUUUUCUUCAGCGCCAUAAUUGUCCUGGCUCAAGGAUCAAAUAUCUUGCCCAUCGAACAGGAAUCUGAGGUGGCAGUCCACUCUGGAGUCGUCUCGUCUGGAGCUCCUGUUGUCGUCGUUUCCCAAGGACAUCCAUCUGUUCAUCCUCAGCCCCAACGACCAAUCUACGGUCAUGGCCCAGUGUCUGUUCCAGUUGGAGGACCUCAUCGUGUGAUCGGAUCAGGACCUCGUCCCUAUGUGGCUGCUCCUCUUCGUCCGGCUCCGGUAUCCUAUGUUCGUCCUGCUACCGUGGUUAUUCCUGCUCCUCGAGUGGUCGUUGGCCCUGCUGUUCCCAUCCGCCAGCCCCAUGGAGUGGCUGCCCCAAUCGUUGUUGGAUCUGGACACGGCAACGUUCACCAGACUCGUCAUCACGGCCAGAGACCCUACUAA
Drosophila rhopaloa is the source of this 456-nucleotide messenger RNA. RefSeq lists its product as uncharacterized. Lineage: Eukaryota; Metazoa; Arthropoda; Insecta; Diptera; Drosophilidae. Bases 10 to 456 code for a protein of 148 amino acids. The record is from RefSeq and is a predicted model, not a curated record. The transcript has a single exon.